Molecule: messenger RNA, 1361 nt
Organism: Onthophagus taurus
Lineage: Eukaryota; Metazoa; Arthropoda; Insecta; Coleoptera; Scarabaeidae
Product: protein AAR2 homolog
Biological process (GO): spliceosomal tri-snRNP complex assembly
Source: RefSeq, a predicted model, not a curated record
CUAGAAGUUUCCUUAGUGACAGUGACAGGUUAAUGACAGAAAAGGAAGGAAGAAAUGUUGCCAGUUGCCAUGUGAAAUUUCCACCACAAAAAUGAUCUCCCCGUUUUUAUAAUUUUAUGGUUAAUGUCAUCUGUCAAAGUCAAAAAGAUAACCUAACAGUUAAAUUUUAAAAUAGCGACGAAUAUAAAUAAAUGGAUCAGCCAACGGCAAAAAAAUUAUUAAAACAUGGUGCAAUAUUUCUGUUCUUGGACGUACCGGAAGGCACAGAGUUCGGGAUUGAUUUGAAAUCAUGGAACACGGGAGAAAAAUUUAGAGGGGUUAAAAUGAUACCACCUGGAAUUCACUACGUCUUUUAUAAUAGUGUUAGUAGCACCGGAGAUACAGCACCCAGAGUAGGAUUUUUUCAUAAUUUUAAAUCUGGGGAAGUGCUAGCAAGAAAAUGGGAUAAAAUUAAUGAAGAUAUGAGUAUGGACGUUGUUCCGCAAAGCGAAAUAUCAGUUUUAAUGGAUAAUAUUAGAAUGUUAGAUCAAUUUUUGGGGCCAUAUCCUUUUGAAAUAUUACAAAGAUGGAAACAGUUAACGUCACAUUUAAAUGAGAAUCUAUUGUAUAAUUUAAUGCCUUUAUCUGGAAAGAUUAGAUCAGCUUUAGAAUUAGUUUCAUGCAAAGAUUGUGAUAGACCAAAAGGAAAUAAAAUAAUCGAGGAUGGUCCAUCAACAAGUAAAAGACGAUCAACUAGAAUAGAUUGCGAUGAAUUACUGGAUAACUUACUACCAGAUAUGAAACCAAUAGCAGGAACAGAAAUAAGAUUUACUCCAAUACCUUCUAAACGAUACCCUGAUGGAUCUUCACCAUCAGAAAUAACUAAACACUGUAUGGAUCAAUCAUACAUUUUAGAUGUACUCUUAGAAGAUUCUAUAACCGAUAUGGAUCUAUUGGGUGAAAUGCAAUUUUCGUACAUUUGUUUUUUAGUUGGUCAUAGCAUGGAAGCUUUCCAACAAUGGAAACAAAUUAUUUGUUUAGUAUGUUCAUGUGAAGACAUAAUUGUAAAAUAUCAAAGUAUGUACGAGGAAUUUCUUUCCAUUCUAGAAAUGCAUGUAAAGGAAAUUCCCGAAGAAUUUCUUGCUGAUAUAUGUUCUAAUAAUAAUUUCGUUUAUGUAAAAUUAAGACAACUAUUUGGAUACAUAAUAAUGCCGCGUGUUUCACAAAAAUUAAAAAAUAAAGUCGAUAGGCUCAUCAAAAUGUUAUCGAAGAAUUACGAUUGGGAUUUUAGUCAUUUAGAAUCUGAAGAUGAAGAUGAUGCUCCUGUUGUUGUAGAAUUAGGAGAUUGUACAUAUUAAUAAAUAAAGUAUUAAUAAAAUUUG